AGACGAAGAGACGCAUCAGAGGGGAAAACACAGUUUGUGAUGUAGCUAGCUAUCUAGCGGCUCACUGACUGAAAAUGGAUUCGAUUAAAUAGAGUCUUUGUCCACAUAAUGUACAGCUGGGAAAGACGCGCAGCUGAGAAGCUCACCAAUGUUGAACACAUUUGUGAGGUGAGGAAGAGGAGAGACCUUAAAUAUGAGGACCACCUACGCAGACAGGAACAGGAAAGGGCAGACGCAGAGGUGAGGAGGGAAGUACACAGAGUACGGACGCCUUCACCAACACCUCAGACAAAUAGGUUCAAAGCCCGCAGGUAUGAAAGACCAUGGGCACAGGGAGCGCCAGGCACCAAGAAGUCCUCCAGCUCUGUGAAAUCCACCAGAUCAGAGAUGAGAAACUCACAGAACAAAGGCUCAGAGUCCCGCUUUCCUGCCAUCUCCAGCGGAACCCAGAGCAGUGUAACCCAAAGUAGAACAGCAGAAUUGGCAACCACAUCAAAGACAUGGAGAAGAGCCAUUGCCCCACUGGCAUCCCACUGUAAGGAACAAUCUCCACCAUGUCACAAACACAGAUCUGUGGCUGUAAAAAACAGAGCCUGUAAGUUAUCUACAUGUGCAACUAAGUCAAACACUCUGAAACUAACACAAAGUCAAGACACACUGAGGGUGAAGAAAAAGAUAGGGGCACCAUCAUGUGACCGUGCAGAUAGUUCAAACAUCUCUACAAGACAUGAUCUGGUCAAGAGGCCAUUAGACAGCUGCUCCCUCCCACAGCCCCUGACCUUUUCUAGAAGAUCCUACACAGAUUGGCCCCGUCUUUCCUCACUGCAGUACCACCGCUCCCCCAGCCCAGACGACCCAGAGUCCCAUCCCUAUGUCCAGCUGAUCUCGGAUCCCUUCCAGGGCUUCUCAGAGAGCAGUAGUAUCACAGAGGAGUACGUACGCAGUGAGGACACCUACAGGGCUGAGCUCUGCUCCAGGAGUUUAGCUGACAUCAGUCCUUUGUCCGUACCGGAGUCCCUCCCCUCACAAUGCCCCUCCAGCAGUGGCACCCUGGAAAGCAGCUCUCUCAGCCUCAGUGACUCCUUCACCGGCCCCCUCAGCAGCCACUUCCGCACGCUGGGUGUUCUGUCCUCCGAGUCUGAGUCAGACGGGGAAGACGACAGCCAUUCAUGUCAGGAUGCUGAUAGAGAGAGCUACCAAAUCCCCGUGAGGUGGACUGCCUCUCAGUCUCCCAGUGUCCGUACCGUCCGGAGUCCCAGGGGCCUGCAGUCACAGCUGAGUUUGGAGUCAACAAGCACCCCUGAAGAAUCACCAAACAGUAGAGCUUCAUACACUGGAGAAGGAUAUAGUCCCAUGCCUUCACUAAUGCAAGUAGGUCGACUGUCGAUAUCACCGCUGUCCAUAACACCCUCUGUCACACAGAGAGCCAGCAGGGCUCUCACUAUCCCGCAGCAGCUGUAUGAUCACCUCCCUGAGCUGGAUCAUCUCAGCCCCCUUAGCCUCAGGAGAGCUAACCCCAUCUGGCUGGGCUCAGAGAGAUGGCCGGUGCUGGAGGCCUCACCACCCAGGACCAGCUACACCCUGAGGCACUCCCAGCUGGUCAGCAGGAUCCAGCAGGAGGAACCAGAGGAGGUCAGAGGAGAGGCCAGUAGUAGUGAUAGUAGUACAGAGGACACUCCGUCCUCCAGUGAAGCCUCGCGCCAUGGGACCUCUGGGCUGAUGGAUCACCUGACCAUGGCCCUGAUGGCCCUCCGUGACAUCCGCAGGGAGGUGGCUCACAUUCAGGUGAGCAACGCACAGCAGGGUAGCGGUGCUAUGGCAGCUCAGGAGGUCCAAUCAGCACCGGCUACCAACCCAGAGACGUUACGCAAAAUCAAAGAACGUCUGUUGGAAGAGUCGUCUGAUGAGGAGGAAGGGGACCAGUGUCGUAUCUGUCAGUGUGGUGCUGGCUCCCUGACCAACCCCCUGAUCACCCCCUGUCUCUGCUCCGGCAGCCUGCAGUACAUCCACCACGACUGCCUGAAGAGGUGGAUCCAGACUAAAAUACAGUCAGGGACCACACUGUCUGCGGUCAAAACCUGUGAGUUGUGUAAGGGGAGCCUAACACUGGAUCUGGACGACUUUGACAUGGAGGAGUUUUACCAAAGGCAUGGUCAGACACAGGUGGAGCAGACCAGUCCAGAGCUGUACAUGUUGCUGGUCCUUCGGCAGAGGUUCUCAGAGCUGCUGCAGGUGGCCCAGUCACGUAGCAACGCUGUCUCUAGGAUGGCUACCAGACUGUACCUGAUUCAGAGAACAGCAGGGGCCAACAGUAGGUGACGACAGUGUUGAUCAUUUGGUGACAGAAAUACUGUGCAAAUCUAAAUGGAUCAACAUUUGAUAGCCAGAGUUCUUAUAUUGAGAUGUCUGCAAUUUACUAAAUAAUUGCCUUCUUUGUAAAAAUGGAUUUGAGGAGUAAAUCUGAUUUUAAAUCAUUUGAUUUGAAAGAUUGUUAGGUUUAAAGGACAACUUUGAUUGAAGAAUGAUUGAUCAAUGGAACCUGUUGUGUUUACUGGCCUUUUAUUAAAAAAUAUAUCAACAAAUUAAUAUGUUUUAUUGUCACAUAGGUGCAGUGAAAUGUGUCACACUCUCUGAAUAGCUAUCUACAGUUGAAUAACAGCAGUUGACUGGAUGUUGUCUUGAUUCUCCCUCAGGUUUGAUGGGUUUCUCUUCUUCCACGCACACUGAGGGUGAGAGCCAGCAGAGGGAGCCAGAGAGGCAAUCACACGCCAGGGACACCUGACCCACCCACCUGACACCUUCACCCUUCUUACUUCCUGUUUUUAAAUCCUGGGUGAAGUGACGUUUAUGAUGAAUUUAUUCUAACUUAUUUCAUGAAAUGAUUUUAACACACAAUGCAGUGCAUUUUAUUCAAUGGUACCAUCUGGACAGAGGAGAAAUAAACUUGACAGAGGUGGUGGGUAUAAUAAAUACAUGUAUUCUUAUCUAUUUAAGUUAAAUGAAUUACUUAUUACACUAUUUAUUACAUUUCUAUUAUUAGGAUUUUAACAUCAGCUUUGCUUUUAUCUUGCACACUAUGGCAUUUAACAGAUAUGACUUGAUAGAUGGAAGAAGGCUCUUUAAUGCUGCUAAUUGUUGGAACAGUAAACAGAAAUAAACAUCCAGAAAAUAGAAGUUAAAUUCUUAAGGAAAUCAACUAGAAAGUCAAACUCAGGGAGCUAGUUUUUAUAUCAGAUGUUUGGUGCGAACCUUUCAAUCUUUUUACAUACACAGACACUGUAGUUUUACUGUACUGUUUUACUGUAUAGUACUGUACUGUCUAAGUCUCAAUGGCUUUCUUUCUUUCAUAACUUCCUGUAGCUGAAGAAACUUAGUUCAUUGUCAAGUUUCAGACCAACUUAAAACAAAUUAGCGUAAAUAAAAUCUUUCAAUCGAUGAA
This is a messenger RNA of Oncorhynchus tshawytscha (Chinook salmon), 3439 nucleotides long. Its product is annotated as E3 ubiquitin-protein ligase MARCHF7-like. Gene Ontology annotation, molecular function: zinc ion binding. Bases 109 to 2319 code for a protein of 736 amino acids. The record is from RefSeq and is a predicted model, not a curated record. The transcript has 9 exons. Lineage: Eukaryota; Metazoa; Chordata; Actinopteri; Salmoniformes; Salmonidae.